AUGACAUGUUUCAUGCCAGGGCUGUCCCCGGGCACCCAAUUCAACAUCUCGCUUCAUUCCUGGAAGACACCUGACAUCAGCCAGUUCACUAGAAGCUACAGCAAGCAUCCAGAAUUAGUCAAGUUCGAGGCACGAGUCUUGAUCGAUGGCCGUCUAGUCGCUUCGUCAGCAUUAACCCGCACUGGCCCGUGGCCUCAGUUGAUCAACCAUAGCUUUGAGUUCACCAAGAAUGGCGACCUAGAAACUCUCAGGUUCCCCCCAUUCCGCAGCGAAGUUCUCCAGCAAAGCUACUGGAGCCCGGCAGACGAAAUGGGAAGAAUUAAAAUUGUCAUUAGCGAGGGGUUUCCGAGGGACUCUCUUACUGUUCCUAUCGAACGGGUCAAGAAUGUUGUGGCAUUUUCGUUCCAACACGCCCCUCUUGAUAUUCUAGAGAGCUCGGGUAUUGCGUGGCCGAAUCCCGGGAUGUGGCGGCGCACCCCUUUCAACCCUACUAUGCCUGUUCCGACACAACGCCACGAGGACGGUCCGGACGCCCAUAUCCACUCCCCUCGUCGUCGGACGACGAGUUACAUGAAAGGAACAUCGAAUUCAUCUGGGUACAAUCCUGGCCCUCCAGGGCUAAUACAGGCAAACUCCAAUGGCUUGUUGAGCUCUAUGCCUAAUACCCAGGCAUUGUUACAGCGUAACGAAACCGGAUCUGGAUCUGGAUCUGGAUCUGGAUCCUCCUGGGCAGAUCCCUUCAGUACGCAGAAAUCCGAAGCUACUGCUUGCUUCGACUGGGCGAACAGUGAUUUCGGGCCCAUAGGAUUCAACCAGACCACCAACAGCGGCAAGUCUAACUGUAACUAUGCUUCCAUUCGCAGGAGUACCGGCAUAAGCAAGGCAUCACGCUCUGAUAUGAGCAUACCUGACUACGGUUUGAGCAAUUCGAACACUGCCCACGGCAUAUCGGAUCAUCAGUUUUUAAACCUCUCAACGUCUAAUCUUGGAGAUGUGGAUACUGCCACUCAUAAUCCCAAAGUGCCAUCCAAUACACCAACUACUUUGGCUGGGACAAAUUUCAUUGACGAACUUAAUAUAGACGUGAGCAAGAUCGGUACGCCCGGAGGUAUCUCAGCCCAUUCUCUCAAUAGUCAUAUUGCUCCUUCACAAAGUGACUGGGACGUCAAUGUAGCGAAUGAGACUGACAAGUAUUCCACUAUAGGCACAUCAAUGAACGACUUUUUCAACUCUAGCCACGCCAACUUCUCGUCCGAGCUCGCAAAUUCUCUUACACAUUCAUUGUUGAAUCAGCCACAUCCGCUUCCUGUCCAUACCGGAAGCAUUGCGCCGCCGGCUCCUGAAGUGAAGUCGCGCAAGGAGAAUCGUCUUCACCAGGACUCCCCGAAUGAAAAUGCAUCAAUCAUAGACCACGUCGAGAUGCGUAAGGUAUCGCAGCCCUCGUUCUGCAGUCUUGGUAAGGAAACCCAGGACAACAGCUCAAACAAUUCUCCUCCCAGCCAGGGCACAUUCUCGGGAGUGUUCUCUCAUCGAUCCACGUCGACAGCUGACUUUGGUAAUGACCUCACCAACUGCACCAAUAUCUUUCAACACUCAAAUGGAGACUCGCAUAUAUGUGGCGACGCAGCUCCAGAGAUCCGUAUCACAGGUUGCCCCGACAAGGGCAUCAAGCGCACUCGUCACUUCACGUCAGCUAGUGGCAAAGUGAUUGAUGAUAGCAUCGAGGCGUUAACCAACACCCCCCAAGUCCAAAUCGAUCUUGACGAGCCAUUCGGGGUGCCAAUGUAGCCAAAAUCCCCCCGAGUGCAUUCACAAUAACACCCUAAUUUUGGAAGAUCAUUGAAUAUUCAUCUGAUUAUUGGAC
This is a messenger RNA of Daldinia vernicosa, 1864 nucleotides long. RefSeq lists its product as uncharacterized. The record is from RefSeq and is a predicted model, not a curated record. Lineage: Eukaryota; Fungi; Ascomycota; Sordariomycetes; Xylariales; Hypoxylaceae. The transcript has 4 exons. Bases 1 to 1788 code for a protein of 595 amino acids.